This is a messenger RNA of Brugia pahangi, 303 nucleotides long. The record is from the annotation of a GenBank genome assembly. Lineage: Eukaryota; Metazoa; Nematoda; Chromadorea; Rhabditida; Onchocercidae.
AUGUAUGAUACUCAGACCGUUAAUACAAUUCAUGGAUGUAUGAUACUCAGACCGUUAACACAAUUCAUGGAUGUGUGUUACUCAGACCGUUAUCGCAAUUCAUGGAUGUAUAAUGCUGAGAGCGUUAAUUACAAUUCAUGGAUGUAUGAUUUUCAGACCGUUAAUACAAUUCAUGGAUGUAUGAUUCUCAGACCGUUAACACAAUUCAUGGAUGUGUGUACUCAGACCGUUAUCGCAAUUCAUGGAUGUAUAAUGCUGAGAGCGUUAAUCACAAUUCAUGGAUGUAUGAUACUCAGACGUUAA